GCUGGGCAGUGAGGAGCGGAGCCGGGGGCGCGGAGCGAGGCGGGCAGCACCCAGCCGGGACGGAACGGCGGGGCGGGCAAAGGGCUGCGCGCACGGGGGGGCACGGGAAGGUGCCGGGGGUGUGGGUGGGACACGGGGCUGCAGGAGGCACGGGGGGGGCAGUGCGAUUUUGGGGUACAGGGCUCUGGGCGUAGAGGAUUCGGUGGGGUGUGGGCAUGGGGAGGAAUUUAGAGCAUGGGGAGGACAUCAAGGCAUAGGGAGCAGCUGGAUAUGAUGGGAGAUGUGGUGCUCGGGGCUCUGCGGAUUUGGUGGGCUGUGGGCUUAUGGGGGAGCUCGGGGCAUGGGGGGGAAAACAAGGCACAGAAGGCAGCUGAAUAUAGUGGGGCUUUGAAUGGAGUUGGGGGUAUGGGAACGUUGGGCUUAGUAGAUUCAUUGGGACAUAGAAAAGGAUCGUGGCACAGGGGACGUGGGAGGGUCCAGGGCAUGGGUUUGGGGAGAUGGGGGUCCCAAUGCCACGCAGCAGCCUGAGGGCUCUUCCCAUCCCAUCCCCUUGCAGUGACAGCAGCUCUGCAGAGCCCACGUUAUGGUGCAGCUCAUCAUCUCCAGUGCUGGUGCAGGCAGCCUGGAGCGCUGGGUGCUGGUGGAGCUGCAGGGAGAGGUGGAGCCACGUGGUGGCGGUGCGUUGCCCGGGAGUCUGCUGGGAGACCUGCACUAUACACGUGAGGGCAUCCCCGUGCUCAUUGUGGGCCACCACAUCCUCUAUGGGAAGGUGGUGCAGCUGGAGAAGCCCUUUGCUGUCCUGAUGAAGCAGGCAGCCGACCCUGCGGGGACGCGCUAUGCUGUUACCGCCCUCAUCAAGACCAAGCUGCUCUUCAAAACACGGCCGAAGCCCAUCAUCACCAACGUGCCCAAGAAGGUGUGAGGACACAGAUCUGCUGCCACAGGAGCAAUGCUGUUCCUUUGCUGUGAUGCCGCUGAGGACAGCUGAGGCAUGAACUCAGCUCCCACCUUAGGCAAGGUGCAUCCUGCAGGGCCAGGCUGUGCCCCUAAUGGGGGCUGCAUGUGACUGCCACCAGCACCGCCUCAAGCACCAGAACUCAGCCCUGCAGCCGUGCACAUCGUGCUGCCAGCUCUGCCCAUCCUCCUGCCUGUGCCAGGAUAGCUUGGGCACGCUCUCAAGCUGGCUGCCUCCUCAUGUUCCCUUCUAAAGUCACCCCUGCAGCCAGCAGAGCUGCAGAUGGGGUUUACCACUUCUGUUUUAGCACCUUCCCCCCUUGAGUCUCCCCAAACCUGGGAGCACAUGGAGUCGGGCAGGGGGAGCAGGGAUGACACACCCAUCUUUUCUCUGUGCAAGUCUUUAUUGUGUCAAAUCCACCAGGAUAUAAAAAACAGACCUCUCAAAAUAUGAAAAAAAUAGGAGUUAAAAAAUAAAUAGAUUUACAAACAAUCAGCAAUAAAGUGUAAAUACGAAAAGAGCUACAAAAGUCUCCUAAAAAAUCCCAUCUUAAAUAAAAAGCCUGACUUGUAGAAAGGUUCUAGCCCUGAAAAAAGGGCCCAGGGGAGAUGGCCGUGGGUAAAUACCCGGGGAACCCAGUGGGCAGGGAAAGGCUGGGAACUGGCUCUCCCCGCCCUCCUCUGCAUGCCCAGGCCUAAAACCCAGCACCUCCCGGCUGUCUAGACGGAUACCAGGUUCCCUCCUCGCUUCCAGAGCUAGGGGGCAGAGGAGGGGCGGUGGAGAAGGCAGCUGGCAUGAAGCCGGGACGUGGUUGGCUUUAUGGGGCCGUGGGCUGGCCGAACCAUCAGCAACCCACGCUCCAGCUGACCCACGGCCCGGAUUUUCCUGCUUCUGCCCAGGCUGCGGGCGCAAAAGCGGGGUGCCAGUGCCCCCUCCUUGCUCUUUGGCAAAGCACAACAGAGGAGCUGCCCUCCUGGAGCAGCCAGAUCCCCAGCAUGGAGUUGGAGGAAGCUGUGGGUACAUGCCUGCACAUACACAGCCAUGGGGAUGGGGGUGGGUGGCUUUUGGGGACAUUCAGAGCUCCAUGGAGACAGAGCAGGGGAUGCUGAGCCCCCGUGGGUGGGCCCAGCUGUCAGCACCAGCCAGCGGUGCCUGGCAUUGGCACAGCACCUGAGCGUCGUGGUGCCAAUGUUGGGAUGAAAUCCAAUUUCUGUCCCUAAAUCAUGGCAGGGAGGGGGCUGAGCCUGCAGCCAGCUUCUGCCCAUGCAGGGGCUGCACAGGGAUGGUGGGGAAAAAAUCCUGGGGCGCAGCAACCCCAGCAGCAUUGAGCAUCACAGCUCAGCACCUGGCUGGACACAUGGGGUCCAUCCUCCACAGUACCACGGGGGGACAUCGGGGGUCCCAGGAAAGCACCAAAGGAUGGGGCCCAGCAGGGCAGGGGGAGCCCAACCAGCGGAGCUCCCGCUGUGCCCUUGCACCAAGGCAGCGAAAUGCUCAUCAUGGCACAAGGAGGGACCCUGCAGCACCAAGGCUGUGCCAAGCACAGCUCCAGACAGCCCCGGCGCGGCCGCUAGCACCCCCGGGGCUGAGUUUUACAGAAAACAACAACAACAAAAAAAAUUAAAAAUAAUU
Phasianus colchicus (ring-necked pheasant) is the source of this 2587-nucleotide messenger RNA. RefSeq names its product chromosome transmission fidelity factor 8 (gene CHTF8). The record is from RefSeq and is a predicted model, not a curated record. Gene Ontology annotation, biological process: mitotic sister chromatid cohesion. Lineage: Eukaryota; Metazoa; Chordata; Aves; Galliformes; Phasianidae. Gene Ontology annotation, cellular component: Ctf18 RFC-like complex.